CGCUCCCAUUCCAACCUGGAGUUUUAAAGAGUUGCACAGUAGCCGUCGUCUGAAAUACAACUCCCGUAUUUCUCGCGCAGUGAAGAGUUUUACAAAAGUACAUAAUAUGCAGAAACUGCAAUCCGAAUCAAGUGAUUUGUAAGCGAAAAACAAUCGGGGAAACGUUCAACGAAAGCGGUGAAUGUUCUCCAGCUAGCAUUCGCUCUUGGAAUGCACAUACUGCAGCAACCAGUGUACGACUGACUGCCUGCUACCACCCACACCCCCAUCAUCCCUGGACCUGGAACUGGAUGGACCUGCGGAAAAAGUUAAUGAUUGGGGCGAGACGUCUCGAUAUCGCGAUACAUGAUCAACCAGGAGCAUAAUACAACGCCGCCAUACAUUACAGUACAGCAAACGGUCUACGGGCGUCGUCGCGUGUUCCGUCAUCAUGUGGAGUACGGCAGCCACUAUGGAACCCAAAGUUCCUGAUUUGUAUGAAUUUCUGGCAGAAGCCGAGUUACAGCAGUAUUACAACUCGUUGAAGAACGAACUCAAGAUAACCAACGUAACGCAUCUAAAGUACGCAACUGAUGAGGAUUUGCGGCAAGUCAGUGGCCUGUCGCGACCGGAAAUCCGGCGUCUUCGCAAGUUUUAUGACAAGUAUUACCCGCACGGCUAUCUGAACAAGAUCCGCCGGCUGCUACAACCGCCCCGCAAAGAUGAGAACAGUGCCAGCAGUCCCACGUCCGGGUUGGAACCGCUUAAAAUGUGUCCCUCGCCAAGCAAGCUGCCGAACAACAAGCACAUCAUACCGCCCGAUGCGAUCUGCGUGAACAAGCAGCUCGGCACGGGCGAGUUUGGCAUUGUCCAGCAGGGCGUGUGGACCAACGGGUCCGAACGCAUACAGGUGGCCAUCAAAUGUCUCUGCCGUGAGCGCAUGCAAUCCAACCCGAUGGAGUUUCUGAAGGAGGCUGCCAUGAUGCACUCGAUCGAACACGAAAACAUCGUCCGGCUGUACGGUGUGGUGCUCGAUACGGAGUCGCUAAUGCUUGUGACUGAACUGGCGCAUCUGCGCUCACUGCUCGAGUGCCUCAAGGAUCCGGGUCUGCGGGUGAGCUUUCUCACCGUACCCACGCUGUGUGAGUUUUCGGCCCAGAUUUGUAACGGCAUGAUGUAUUUGGAAAACAAGCGCUUCAUCCACCGCGAUCUGGCCGCCAGGAACAUUCUCGUGUUCAGCAAGAACAAGGUGAAAAUUUCCGACUUUGGACUGUCGCGAGCGCUCGGCGUCGGGAAGGACUAUUAUCAAACGAAUUUCAACGUGAAUCUCAAGCUGCCGAUUGCGUGGUGCGCACCGGAAUGUAUCAACUUUUUGCGCUUCACACACGCGUCCGACGUUUGGGCGUACGGUGUGUGUUUGUGGGAAAUAUUUUCGUACGGCUUUCAACCCUGGGCCGCACUCACCGGCCACCAAAUACUGGAAGCCAUCGACGAACCGCACUACCAGCGGCUGGAGAAACCGGAAUGCUGCCCAAAGGAAUAUUAUGCCUUGAUGCUGAAAUGCUGGCAACACGACGCCUUAAAGCGGCCCAAGUUUAGUGAGAUUUUCGCCAUGCUGCCGGACAUAAAGCCCGAACAACUCAAGACAAUCGUAGCGUUCAGCGAGCAGAAGAAGGAUUAUCUGAUGUACCGCCAGGGGGAAAUAAUAACCGUGCUGGACAAAAACAAUAACGCACCGUACUGGAAGGGGGUGCUGAAUUCGGGCAAAACGGGACUGUUCAAUCCGGCCAAUACGGUCGCGUACCUGGACAGCUUGCCUUCGUCGGUGAAUCGGGACAGUUUCUGCAGGACGGCGGAAAGAUCCAGCAGCAAGCGUAAGAUACGCACCGAUAUGAUCUCACGCCCGCAGGACGAUCUGAAGCACACCGGGCACGUUGGGAUCGAUGGAGUUUCGUUUGGAGACGUUGCCUUUCUCUCUAGCCCACAGAACCUUCCACGCCAAAUCGUUACACCGUACAAGCCUUCCGAGGAUCUGGAACAGACGCCGUUGCUUCUUCCUCCGACGCCGACCAGCCCGGAUUCGAUUCAGACGGCUAGUGGCUACUUUUCCGAAACGCUCCAACUUGCCGGCCACCAAUCGUUUAUAAAUGCGGGUGAAAAUAACCAUCAUAUUAUCGACCACCACAGUGGCGGCGCUGGUGGUGCUGGUGGUAAUGCCGUGGACAGCAUGACGACCAGUGCGUUCGAUUUUCGCAACAGUGGGUUUCGGGAUUCGAAUCCGUUUAUCAAUGCGGACGACAACGCGGAUGGCAGUGCCGGUGUCGCAGCAUCGUCAAGGGAUGGACAAAACCAGCACGAAUAUCAUGAAAUAUCCGACGACGAUAUGGUGACCGAGAAGGUAUUUGAUCAAGGACCUUCCCUGAUGGACGAGAUGGAGCACGUGUUCAAGUCGAUGAGCACGAUCUCGGAACAGGGCGUACCGUUGUCACCGGAUGCGGAAAACACCAACAUGCGCAACGAGCUCGCCGAACUGUCCUCGAAGAUGAGCCGCAAAAACAGUUCGUCCACCAGCUCGGGAACGAUCGGCAACAAAAAUGGUGGCAAAUCAAAGGCCAAAAAAACCAGUACCGUCAAACCCAUAUCGAUGAAGGACGAAAAGCUGCUUAAUCAAGUGAUAGAAAUGGCGAAUGAAAUCAGUGCCAAAUCCAUGACUGACCUAGUGACGGAUGCUAGCCAUCAAACGUCAAGCCCCAAACGAAAGUUCAGCUUCCGCUUUCCCCACAUCCACAACGUGGUCGGUGGUGAUGGAAUGCGGGGCGCUUCGCACAGCAAUAUCACCGGCAGCCACUCGAACGCUUCCGGACUGAGCGCUGGCAUGAGUUCCGCUUCUCAUGCGGGUCGUGGUUUGGCACAGGACAAGGAGCACGGUGUAAUGUCGAGUGCCGGAUCACAUCAUCAUCCCCACAGCUCGAAUACGUUGGCGAACUCGUAUCGCGAGAAGCGCAACUUUUCUCAGGAAGUGAACAACGUGCCCGAUCUGCAGCGCUACCGCUCUCUGACGGGAAUAGAACGCUGCCAGUACAGUGAUAUCAAAAUACCGCUCUUUGACAAAGAAACGUCCGACUUUUGCUUUAAGAAAUCGCGCGAACUGUUAAGCAAGCAGCCGUUCCAAUCGUUCACGGCCGACAUUUCCAACGGCGGCGGCAGCAAAACGCUCGACAAAAAGACGCGCGACUUGAUAGGGGAAAAUUUGCUCGACAUCGAGAAAACGCUCAAUGCGCUCAAUCUGGACUUUCUUCAAACGUACCAUGAGCUGGAAAAGGCAGAUUCGGCCGAAACGCUCUUUGUCGAAUGCUACUCCUCGAUGAUGUGCGCGUCGGCGUCACCGUUCCAGAAAAGUCCACCGUCCGGUUCGCUGAUGCGGAACUCGUCGAUCGAGUCGUCCAAUUCACGGGGGGCCAAUUGUGCGCUGAGCGAAAAAGGUUCUUCCGGCUCUUCGUCGCUCACGGGCAAGAGUCCGCCAAGCAUUCAUUUAGCAGGUGGAGGAAACAAUGGCGGCAGUAUGCCAGCUACCGGUCCUGCUGCUGCUGCUGCUGCUGCUGUUGCUGCUGCUGGCGGUGGUGGUAGUGGUGGUCGGUGUUACUCGGAAUUGAACGGAACGUCACCGAAGCCAACGUUGCAACAGGAUCACAACAACAAGUACGGUAUUCGGGACUUCAAGUUCCGCUCGUUCGAUGCCCGUCCGAAGGAACGGUCGGAUUAUUACAACUUCAAGAACGAAUACCUCUCGGAGCUGACGCGCAAGCAGCAAAGCCAGGUGCUUGGGUCGGCUUCGGUUUUGCAGCAAACGGCUGCUGCCGGAAGCAAGCAGCAGCAGCAGCACAAGAUCAGCCAGUUGUACCAAAUCUACAACACGCCCAUGCAGGGUCGAAAGUAUGAAGAUAAUCCAUCGCAGGUCGGUGCGAUCUCCUCCUCCUCCUCGGUCCGCCAGCGGUCGCUGUCGUUCACAGAAAAUUACGAAUUUAAGCCAUCGGUUGUGGCGGCCAACAGUGGCACAAUUGGCAAACCGAAGAACGAUUUCCAACAGCUGCCGGCGCCACCACCGGCCGCCGUGGUGCCGGUGCGUAACGUCAUCACCUACAAACCGAGAAGCAUACGCGCGCGGAACUUGCGCCGGCUCAGCUACAAUCCUAUCAACAUGGUCGACAGCUCGUCGUCUAGCAGCGAGAGCGAGUUCGACCGCAAUCUGGCACAUUCCGAGUGUGACAUACGAACGCGACUCCAUACGACGGCCUCCCGCCGGCGAAGACAUCAGUACAUGACGCGCAAGUCCAACAGCAACAGUGCGAGCAGCCAGGACAAGCUGUACGGCUCGAAUGCCAGCAUCAAGAGUGCUCCGCAGUACAACUACCACAGCGAUCGUCGUCAGUACUAUAAUCAGUUUCAAAAUCCUUCCUAUCCUUACGGGGACGAUUUUGGCGCCGGGGACAAUGACGAAGAAGACGAGAGCAUCUACGACUACGGGCUGCGCCACGCGACGCGACUACAGUCGGAAGGGAAAGGACCUUCGUCCACGUCACACGCCCUAUCGACGAGCGCGGGCACGGUGGCAGCUGUGGCUACGGGCGCCCAAUCGGGCCUGAUGCCGGCCACUUCUCCACCGGCAGGAUCGGUAGCGCUGGUGGGUGGUGGCAAGUUUGCAGUACCCGAACCUCCGACCAACUACACCAACAAAGCGCUCGAAAGGGAAUAUCUGUACUCCGAGUUUGACGUGACGAAGCUGACCGGCAAAAGUCCAACCACGCAAAGCUACUUCCCGACUGCUGGAGCCGCCGCCGCUGGUGCUGCUGCUGGAGGACCGGGCCAACAGCAGCAGCAGCAGCAGCUGCAGCAACAACAAGAUCAGCAAGCUACCAUUAUUCCCGUGACGGCAAAGACGAACCCAUCAACGCCGAACUCGGCGAAAAGCAGCACCGCACUUGGCGUACACUUGCAGGCCCAACCGCAGCCCGGAUUCCAGUGGCCAGAGAAAAUUCACGGCGCUGUGGUUAAGCACAACGAUAUGCUCUGGAGGCAGCAGAGUGCCGUACAGCAGCAACCGGUGGUGCCCAUGUACAAGAGCGUUGGAGCGAAGGACAAGCACGCGUACUCUAGCGAUACGUCCUCCACUGAGACGGAUUCGAUUGAUUUCUUGCGCCCGGUUGAGUGCUUACCCAUCAUGCCACCGUCCCCAGCGCCCACAAUUACGGAGGAGGCACGAAUAGCGUACAAUAGUCUGGUAGAAAACCCAUGCACGUCUGGCGCUACCGGUAGCAGCGGCAGCAGCAGCACCAGCCACAGCAUGUCGGCGGCUGGCGUCGGUCUCGGCGCGGCUGGAUUCGCAUGUUCCACCCUGCCACGGGCCAAACUCACCAACUCGCUAUCGCUUGCAACGGCGAGCUUCCGGUUUAAGGACCUGGACUGCUGCUCUCCACCGUCCGAACCCGCUCCCAAAUCUCCCGAAGAGGCUGAGCUGCUGCUCGGUGAAGUGCCAUCGGGCAAUGGCAACGCGGUGGACGAUUGUAAUCCGCUGCGAAUCAUGCGGAACAAAAACUUUCCCAUUGUGACGCGAUGCAAGUACAAGUCCAACCAGCAACCGGCGUCCUGGGAGGAGCAGCUGGAUACGGCGGCGGCGUCUAAUCAGGCCGAAAGUCCCAGCUACCUGACCAAUCCGGAAUAUACGUACAACAACGCUGCAAUAGCAGCCACACUGCUGGCCACCGACGCAGGGAAGGAAACGACUGACGGGCCAUCAUCGAAUAAUCCCAUCCCUUUGCCACCGCGCGAUCGUAACAAACCGAUACCGGUGAACCAGAAGCGGCACGUCAGAAAGUAUCCGCUCAUCAUACCCGCGGCUGGCGUGCAGCGCACGUUGAACAAGGUGACGCAGAUAACACCGGUGGAGGAGAAGACGGAUGUGUUCGCAAUUCCGGAACCGGUGGCUAAAUCGCCGCAUGCUGCAGCGCCAGACAGCCAAGGUCAGCGCGCGGAUCCGGACGAGUGUAGCAACCUGGACACGAAACUGUUGCACAAAUCGAUGGAAUCGAUGAAGCUGAAUGAACUCGAAGAAUCGCUCACCGAGCUGCCUUUAAAUGCGACGGAACAGAUGGCACUGCAGAAGGGGUUCAGCAAGGAGUUUUUAGACAACAAUUUCCCGACCGUCUCCAGCUCGGACAGUUCGAAAAGUUCGAACGCAAUCAUUACGACCACUCUGCCCGCUACCAUACCGGCCGCCAGUGCCAUUCUCACCCGUCGACGAACUGCGAGUGAUGCGUCCGUGUUGGCCACCUCGUCGGCCGGUGCAAGACGACAACCGCCACCGUCAUUACCGCCAGUGAGCCUGACUCUAGCCGCACCACCGCAGCCGGAACUGCGUGAUCCAACGUACGAGAAUUUGGACAUCUUCCAGACGCACAACAACUUCUGCAUCGACACGGCAUCGCUACACUGUGAAUCCAUACUGGAGAAUGAUGUGGUAGAGUCAUGCCCGAUAGGACGCGGCUCCAUCGACGUGGUCGAUGGGUUCAAAGCAUCCGCUCUCUUUGGCAGUAUUGCUGGUGGUGGCAACGAAAAGCCACAACAGCCCCAACAGCCCCAACAACCGAUCGUGAAAGAGCCCGACAGCGAUCGGAUGGCCGAGUACGUACAAUCUCCACCACCCGCACCUCCGGCCGACGGUGGUUCGCUGAAAAAAUCGAUGAACUUUGUGAGCUGUGAAGAUCUGCUCGAGUUUGCCGAGAAGCCAAAGGGACGCGCCCGGGGACUGGAAUCCGACGAAGUAAGGAUCAUGUCGAAGGUGCUUGGUAAAAAGCCCUCGCCGGCGCAAUGCCUGCUGACGCUGGAGUUCAUCGACUGGGACAUACAUAAGGCAAUCAAGCUUUGCAAGCUACAAACCAUCCUCGACACGUACAACCUCUCGCUGCAGGAGUGCAGCGACGCGCUGCAAAUGUACGACUGGGAUCUGCACACAACGGCCCUCAAGCUGAAGGGUGGCGGCAGCAGCAACAACACCACCAGAUGAACGAUCUGGACCACACGCGCACAAAAUACUCUUUCGAACUCGUAAUGUGUUUACGUUUACUCUUCAUUCUCAUUCGUGAGAAUGUGUCGCUUAAGUUUAGGCAUUUAAGAUGAGUUUGUGUUUUACGUAUUGUACUCCUAACAUAGGCCAUACUUCAGCUACCAACAUUUGUGUACAGUACAUUUGAAUAAAUACAUAACAAAACCUUUCUACCAAACUACGAUCCCUUUUUGAAGGUGAUCGAUAUGCGAAAUUAUGUUUUUCACGGGUAAACAAAUAAAUCAAAAACAGUUGGAUAAAUCCA
Messenger RNA from Anopheles stephensi (Asian malaria mosquito), 7343 nucleotides. RefSeq lists its product as uncharacterized. Bases 431 to 7039 code for a protein of 2202 amino acids. Gene Ontology annotation, biological process: protein phosphorylation. The record is from RefSeq and is a predicted model, not a curated record. Gene Ontology annotation, molecular function: protein tyrosine kinase activity; protein binding; ATP binding. NCBI's taxonomy places the organism in Eukaryota, Metazoa, Arthropoda, Insecta, Diptera, Culicidae. The transcript is spliced from 10 exons.